AAUAUCAUAUAUGUCCGUAUUUCUGGACAUAUCUGAUAAAAAAAGUAAAUAAUCAGAUGGAUGCAUCUGGUAUCGUUGGAGGUGUAGGCUGGCCGCGGGCGGGCGGGAAAUUCAGUCUAGGAAUGAAUUUGAAAUCUACGGACCUACUUCGCCCUCUUCAGCUCAUCCUUAGUUUUAAUGAGCAGAUGUCUCGAGAUGACAGCACCAUUCGUCGCACCGUUUCCAGAUUUGCAAGUCAAGCUCGCAACAUUAUAAUGAAUGUUCAUCGUUACUUCAGCUCACAGUGGGGAGCAGACUCAGGAAAUGAAGUAUUUGAGAAGACCGCCAAAGCUACAGGAGUGCCAACCAACACAGUGAAAAAAAUCAAGCGACAGUCAUCUGAGUGUGGUAACGUCCCCUUCGCUUCACCUGUAUAUCCCAGGAAGAGGAUCCGAGUGAAGGACAAGGUGGAUAGUUUUGAAAAUGAGUGUAUUCGGAAGGAGAUUUUGUCUUUUUACGAGAGAGGAGAGCUCCCAACGUUAGAUGCCCUACUGGAAAAAGUGAAGGAAGACCCGGUAAAGUUUAAUGGUGGAAGAACAACGUUAUGGAAAAUUGUGAGAGGGCUUGGAUUCCGGUACAAAAAAAGAGACGAGUGGAAGAGCAAUUUUAAUGGAACGUGAUGAUAUAGUGGCAGCUAGAACUGAAUACCUACGGUUAAUUGAAAAGAAUAGGAAUUGUAGUCCAACUGAACGUAAACCUGAAGUAUUCCUGGAUGAAACUUGGAUAAACCAAAAUGAAUGUGUACGUCAGUGUUGGACAACGGGUGAAGGCGAAAUAGGACCCAAACUUAAGACUGUAAGGGGUCAAGAUUUAUUGUGGUGCACGCGGGGAGUGAGAAGGGGUUUGUCAAAGAUGCGCUAUUGUUGUUUAGGUCAAAAAAUGGUGCCAAA
Macrobrachium nipponense is the source of this 929-nucleotide messenger RNA. RefSeq lists its product as uncharacterized. The coding region runs from base 57 to 659 and encodes 200 amino acids. The transcript has 2 exons. The record is from RefSeq and is a predicted model, not a curated record. Lineage: Eukaryota; Metazoa; Arthropoda; Malacostraca; Decapoda; Palaemonidae.